Messenger RNA from Salvia miltiorrhiza (redroot sage), 3429 nucleotides. RefSeq names its product probable DNA helicase MCM9. Gene Ontology annotation, biological process: double-strand break repair via homologous recombination. The transcript has 23 exons. Gene Ontology annotation, cellular component: nucleus; MCM complex. Gene Ontology annotation, molecular function: single-stranded DNA helicase activity; single-stranded DNA binding; ATP binding. The coding region runs from base 180 to 2285 and encodes 701 amino acids. Lineage: Eukaryota; Viridiplantae; Streptophyta; Magnoliopsida; Lamiales; Lamiaceae. The record is from RefSeq and is a predicted model, not a curated record.
UUCAAGGAAAACAUCAUGUUAAAUAGAGAUUCUCCACUUAUAACCCAUUGAAAAAAGGGAAAAGACAUUCUUAGGGUUCCAAACAACAUAACAUUUUGUAGAAUUUGGACUCGCUAGUCGUCAAUGGGAUCAAAUUCGCGAAUUAAAGUGACAGUCACAGACUCACAGAGGUGGUGGUAAUGGAGAAGGAGAGAGGGCGCGACAAAGAAAUGGCGGCAUUUCUGAUUAAACAUCACUUGGAACAACUCCGAAGUAUUAUCCUCUCUUCCGAUCCUCGCCUUCACUAUCCUCUCCACGUUGAUUUUGCUGAGUUAAUGGAAGACAAUCCACCAUUGGCACACCUCAUUUUCGAACACCCUAAGGAAUUUCUACCUCUCUUCGAUGAUUCUGCUGUCUGGGCUCAGAAAGUCAUCUUUGAGGAUUUUAAGAGAAUGGAGAAUGCUAGCAUAAAGGCCUAUGUACACGUUCGGAUAAAUUUCUCGGGUUCUCCUCUUGAAUACCCUGAAACUUUUCCAAGUAUUGGACGUGUGAGGGUAAAGCACCGUGGGAUUCUUCUCACUCUCAAGGGCACAGUAAUUAGGACUAGUGCAAUCAAGAUGAUUGAAGGCGAGAAGAUUUAUGAGUGUAGAGUGUGCAAACACAGGGACUUGAAGCUUAGAACUUCCUUGCUUUUGUGCAUUCAUGGCCUCCAACAGUUCAAAGUCUAUCCAGAGGUGGAAACCAGAAAUUCCACAACCCGCCCUACGUUUUGCCCUUCUCAGAAUUGUGAAAGCACACGGUUCCAGAUAAUAGAAGAAAGAAGCAUAUGUCAUGAUUAUCAGGAAAUUAAAAUUCAAGAAAGCACACAAGUUUUAGGUGUUGGAGCUAUCCCUCGCUCAAUUCCUGUUAUUAUGAAGGAUGAUCUUGUUGACAUUGUUAAAGCUGGAGAUGAUGUGAUUGUUACUGGAGUUUUGACAGCUAAAUGGUCCUCAGACAUGAAGGACGUGCGCUGUGAUCUUGAUCCUGUACUGGUUGCUAAUUACGUGAGGAGGAUGAAUGAGUUAAAGUCAGAUGUUGAUAUUCCUAAUGACAUCAUUUUGAAAUUCAAAAACUUCUGGACGGAUUUCAAGGACACCCCAUUGAGAGGAAGAAAUGCCAUUCUUCGAGGUAUCUGCCCACAGAUUUUUGGACUCUUUACAGUCAAGCUUGCAGUUGCGCUAACGCUUAUUGGAGGUGUUCAACAUGUUGAUGCUUCUGGAACAAAGAUCCGAGGGGAGUCUCAUUUGCUUUUGGUGGGAGAUCCUGGCACAGGAAAGUCUCAGUUCCUAAAAUUUUCUGCAAAGUUGAGCAAUAGAUCUGUAAUUACCACUGGGCUAGGGAGCACUAGUGCUGGACUGACUGUCACUGCAGUCAAAGAUGGAGGGGAAUGGAUGUUGGAAGCUGGAGCCCUAGUGUUAGCAGAUGGUGGUCUUUGUUGUAUAGAUGAGUUUGACAGCUGCCUGAGAUGGAUGGGAGGCGGAGAGGGCACAAGCGCCAUAGCAGGAAAUGUUCGAAAGGAGGAGGGUGGUGGCAGCUGCAUGAGGGAACAUGAUAGGGCAACUAUUCAUGAAGCUAUGGAGCAGCAAACCAUAAGUGUGGCCAAGGCUGGUCUUGUAACAACUCUCAGCACAAGAACAAUUGUUUUUGGUGCAACAAAUCCGAAGGGACAGUAUGAUCCAGACCAACCACUAUCUGUCAACACUGCACUCUCUGGACCCUUACUGAGCAGAUUCGAUAUAGUUCUUGUCCUCUUAGAUACAAAGAAUCCACAGUGGGAUGCAGUUGUUUCAUCUCACAUUCUUUAUGAGUCUGAACAGCAGAAAGGAAAUCAGGAUGAAAGUUUAUCUGACAUAUGGUCUCUUACCAUGCUUCGGAGGUAUAUUCAUUUCGUGAAAGGAUAUUUCAGACCCGUCCUUACAAAGGAGGCUGAAAAGGUCAUAUCAAGCUAUUAUCAACUCCAAAGACGGUCUGCGACUCAAAAUGCAGCCAGGACAACUGUCCGGAUGCUGGAAAGUUUGAUUCGCCUUGCUCAAGCACAUGCAAGGCUGAUGUUCAGAAAUGAAGUCACUCGGUUGGAUGCAAUCACUGCUAUAUUAUGUAUUGAGUCAUCCAUGACUACCUCAGCAAUUGUGGACAGUGUUGGGAAUGCACUGCAUUCCAAUUUUAUGGACAACCCUGAUCAAGAAUAUGCCAAGCAAGAAAGGCUCAUCCUUCAGAAACUGAGUUGCAUCGAUGAUUUUCCUGAGAUAGAUACUGCUGAAGGGUGACAUGCUGCCUGGAUCUGGUUUGCUAUUUGUGCUAAAAAGGUAAUAAGAUCUCGUUUCCCAUCUAUACACCUCUUCCCAUAUACAAAUGAUUCAUUGGUUCCACAUUUUAUUUAUCAUGGUUAGUUUAUGAAAUUCAAAUUAUUGGUCUGCAUGUGUUCUUCCAAACUGUCCAUCUUUGAUUUCUAAAUUAGGGAUAUUAAAUUUACGAACUUCAGAGGUUUUUUGGUUUGCACACUUUUUUCUUCCUGAACACAAAUACUUGAUGUUUCAAUUUUUCUGAUUUUGCAUACAAUUUAAAUUUCCCCAAAUCAAAGCUGAGCUGACAGUUGAAAAUUCCAACAUCGCCAAAUCGGCCAUGAGAAAAAACAUACUUUCUCGACGAUAAUCUUGAAAUUUGCCCCUCAAUUUGGUCAUGAAUAAUUUCUUGAACUCAUCGUGAAUUCCCUUCAAUCUGCCUUAGUUCCUCUCAGUCGAAUAAUUUAUGGAUUUAAAACUCAUAUUAAGUUAUAAACGACAUUUUGGUGUGUUGCAAUAUUGUGUCGUGUUUUCCUUUGCCGAUUUGGCCACGUUGAAAUUUCAGAGUACCAACCCAAUUUCGAUCGGGGAAAAUUCAAAAUCGUGUACAAAAUCAGAAAAAUUGAACGGUUGAGUAUUUUUUUAUUGAAAAUAAAAGAUCGUAUGCAAUUAUAGAAAACCUACAAAGUUUGUGUAUUUAUAAAAAAAAUAGCCCUCGCAGUUAACACAUACUUCGUAGAAUCCACAAAGCUGUGCAUGUCUGUUUCAAGAAAACUUGUGAUAGUCCAUCUGUUCAAUUGUAAAAUUUCGGAGAGGGAGAAGGAGAGCAGAAAGUUCGAAGGUUAAGCAUGGUUGGGAUUAAUGUGGCUAAUUCGAGAGGCAUCAUUGUAUAGCAUAAUAUUCAGCUCGUGAUUGGCAUUGAAAGAUCCGGUGAUCCAUGCUCUCUGAAAUGUAUGCUGAGGUUUGGCUCUCUAGUUCUUAUAUAUUUAAAUGAUGGGUAAAUUUAUAUACAUAUUAUAAUUUUUACUUUGUACUCACCAACAUCUAUACAAUGUAUUGUCAUUUCCAAAUUGGCUAUUUUGAACUUUGACCCUAUAAUGGUUUAAGUCGAAUUUUAAAAUAUUAUAAA